This is a messenger RNA of Symbiodinium natans, 1410 nucleotides long. The record is from the annotation of a GenBank genome assembly. Lineage: Eukaryota; Dinophyceae; Suessiales; Symbiodiniaceae.
AUGUGCGGAGUGGGUCCGCUGCCAUUGCUGGAGGCCUUGACUGCUGCGCUGUCACAGUCGCUCCACAGCUGUGAUGGCCGUGCAGUGGGUGAGGUCGCUUGGGCCCUUUCAGUGUUACGUUUCAGAUCCGAGCAGUGUCUAGCGGCCCUCUUUGACGUUACGUCCGACCUCGGCAGUUUUCCGGUGGACGCGCUGACGAAGAUCCUCUGGUGCUUGGAUAGUUUUGGCAAGCGCGCGCAGACUGAGGAUCUCGCACUGCGGGCAGCGCGCCUCAUGGACGCCUCGCAUUCCGAGGCAUCUGGGAGGCUGAAGCUGUUGACCUCCAUCAGCAUCCUUGGGUCUGCGCAGACCUUGCAAGGAGAUUUCGACCAGCAAGUUCUCCAGCCACUGGCCACAUCCCUGUCAAGGCUCGCCUCAGGCGCAGCCUUUGGGCCGUGUAUGGAUUUGCCGGCCCCUCAUCUAGGGCCUCGGCACACGGCCCGAGCUCUGCGAGCGCUGGGGGUGCAGGUCUCCACCUUCGAGAACCACAACCUCCCGAACUGGGUCGUCGAAGCCCGGACUCUUGUUGCGGAGGUGUUCGGCGAGGAGGGCCCGCUGCCCAUGCUGCCCGUGUGCAAGGAGAAGUCCAAGAUUCCCGUGGUGGAUCAGGAGGCGUAUGCCGAGAGUAUCACGCGGUUCGGGGUGGACAACUUUGGCAAGAUUGGAGGACGCUGCCUGAUGAACCAGUUGGGCAUUGGCCGGGCGGAGGAGACGUGGCUGCAGAAGGUCAAGCAAUUCCUGAGGGCUUGGACUGAAGGUGUGGGCAGAGCAUCCUCCGACUGGAAGGCACAGACUGCGCAUCGCCGAAUAUAUGCUUUCGCGGAGUUUUCCUUCGAGAGCACCUUCCUUCCCGGGAAGCCUCUCUUGGAAGGCACCAUGCUUCAGUUGAAUGGCCUCCAUGCCGAUCCGGAGUUCACCUUCCGCCCGUGGCUCUGCGUGCGGCCUCCCAGCUUGUGCUUGGUUGCCACGGGGGGUGAGUCAGAAUUCCACAUUUGGAGGAGACGAAUGGUUCGGAAGAACUGCGGCGUGCUUCAACGUGAGGCGGUGCAGCUGCCGAUCAGCAAGUGGGUGGACAGGAGCCAGGGCGAUACUCGUCCUGAACUAAUCCUCAGCCCUAAACGUUUCCUAUACCCCGAAACCGUAGGCUCCAACCUUCUCGAGAUGCUGCAAGGCUUUGUGGCAGUUCUCAUUCUGACACCUGCCAAAACUGGUAACUGCGUGGCAGGAGCCCUUCCCCCAAAAUUUGACGUCAUUGUCCAGCUUGAGCUUGAAAGUUUUCAACGGAGCCACAGGACACUCUGCGCCGAAUUCCAGCUGCUAGGAGAGGCGCGGGGGAGCUCCCACUACGUAGUGCAAGGCUACCUAUGGUAA